AUGUCGGAUAAUCCGCAAAAUAUAGAAAUAAAUAUUGAUGAACCUCAAAACGACACAAUACAACCUUCCGCACAAAAUAAUACAACCUUAGAAUCUUCGAAUCAUUUAGGUCCUUCGUUCAUCCCCAUUAAUGAACUACCUGUUUGUGAUAUUGAAUACUCCGACUUAAAAAUAACAGAAUAUAUAGCAGAAGGUGGUUUUGGUAAGGUUCACAAGGCACAAUGGAGAGGACGACUUGUAGCAGCAAAAUUUGUUAGUCGUAGAGAACGUAGACAAUUAAAAGAUUUUAACAGAGAGUUGGCGACCUUGAAGAAAUCUAAUGGUUGUGAAGAUCACAUCAUUCAAUACUUCGGAUUAUCUAAAGGUUCUGUAUUCGGAGAAUAUAUUUUAGUAAUGCAGUAUGCAGAUGACGGCACUUUAAAAGAUUAUCUUAAAUGUCGUACCAAUACCGAUACCAAUACUCGAGAGCUAACAUUAGAUCAAAAGAUUGAUUUAUGCAAAGAUAUUCUCAAAGGAUUAGAAUUUUUGCAUAAUAAGGGAACAUCUGUAGUUCGAGGAAUAGCGCCUUACGUUGACCCAAAAUUGUUCUGUAUUCCCGGUUAUUUGCAUAAAAUAUCAUCCGAUAUUUAUAGUUUCGGAGUGUUAAUGUGGGAAAUAUAUACUUGUCUCCCGCCAUUUGGUGGUAGACGUGAUGCUUUGUUAGCUAUUGAUCUUUGUCUUGGCGCGAGAGAAAAGCCAAAAGCAGGAAUGCCUGAGGAUUACGUAAAGAUAUACGAAAAAUGUUGGAACCCGGAUCCUCCGUCUAGACCUGACGCUACCAGUGCAUUGAACGACCUUGAAAUUUUAAAAAAAACCCUGACCGCAACAAAUGAACCGCCAGAUCAUUCCAAUGCGCUACAUUACAACCAUGGAACAAUAAAUCUCUUUUCUGAUUUACUCUUGAAUAUAUCAUUAAAUCAUUCCAACAAUAAUUCUGAUCUAAAAAAAAAAAUUAUUGAAAGUAUAAAGACGCAGUAUGUAGAUUCAGCUAACAAAAUGCUAUUACCAUUAAAAGAAGACUCAAAAGAAACUAUCUCUGGACAAAAGUUUGAUAAGGUUUGUAAACUUAAAAAAAUUAGCAGAAAGUCUUAUGAUAACGUUCCAUUUAAUAAAAUGAUGCAUGACUACUGCAAUCAACAGCGUGAACUGAAAGGCGAAAAUGCAACCACUAUUAACAAUGCCUGCAUAAAUAACGAAGUCGAAUGCUCUAAUAAAUCACAAAAGCCAAAAGAACUCUAUGAAUCACAAGAAACACGUGAUAAAAUCGAAACAACCAAAAGAACAAACAAUUUAUUUAGGAAGAACAUUUUCAUAAUUUUUAUCAUCUUUACCACCGUGGGAUUAUUUCUUUUUGGAAGAGAAUUAUUUAUUUAUAAGAAGCAAGAUCAAUAUGAUAAACUCAGCUUCGCACUUAACGAUUUAAUCGAAAUAUUGGAGGCGGAUGACGAAGUAAAAUACCUUGAAAAAACGUCUUGA
This is a messenger RNA of Dentiscutata erythropus, 1515 nucleotides long. The record is from the annotation of a GenBank genome assembly. Lineage: Eukaryota; Fungi; Glomeromycota; Glomeromycetes; Diversisporales; Gigasporaceae.